This is a messenger RNA of Larimichthys crocea (large yellow croaker), 5267 nucleotides long. RefSeq names its product S-adenosylhomocysteine hydrolase-like protein 1. Bases 354 to 2006 code for a protein of 550 amino acids. Gene Ontology annotation, biological process: L-methionine cycle. Gene Ontology annotation, cellular component: cytosol. The transcript has 17 exons. The record is from RefSeq and is a predicted model, not a curated record. Lineage: Eukaryota; Metazoa; Chordata; Actinopteri; Sciaenidae.
CCUCAGCCUCAGUUAGUCACCGCCCACAAAGUUACUCAGCCAGGUGACAGCUGAGCCAGCGGGGAAUCAACACGGCUGCACUCCACGCAACGUGACAGAUAUCGAUAUCUGACAGCGCCAAAUCAAAGUGGAGCACACGCAGAGUUUCUCAGCUGUUGUAUUUACUUUCGCUUUGUUACACAUCGGUCAUUUUUAAAGCCCGUCGUUAGAGUAGCUCCGGUUAGCAACGCGAGGAUAUUAUUAACGUUAGCGUGUGACGUUACUGACCGGAGAAGGCUCAGCGGCUGUUUGUGUCCGUGAGCAGGUUAACACCGUCACACACCGACCGAGACACAGACAGGCAGGCAGGCAACAUGUCAGACCCGGCCCUGGAUGCGAAGCUGGAGGUGAAGCAGGCGAGCAAAGAGGUGAAGGAGAGCGAGAACGUGGCGGAGAAAUACUCAGCCAUGACCGUGAGCAAGAACAGCGAAAUGAACAUGGGAGAGCUGUCGUCCGCCUUCAGCGCCGUGCCCACACACAAACCAGUGAAGAAGCAAAUCCAGUUUGUGGAGGACAAGCAGGAGUUCAGCAGGUUCCCCACGAAGACAGGCCGCCGCUCCCUGUCCCGCUCCAUCUCUCAGUCAUCUACAGACAGCUACAGCUCCGCUGCAUCCUACACGGAUAGCUCUGACGACGAGACCUCACCACGGGACAAAACUCAGGUCAACUCCAAGGGCAGCACCGACUUCUGUGUCAAGAACAUCAAACAGGCUGAAUUUGGCAGACGUGAGAUUGAGAUUGCAGAACAAGAUAUGUCUGCACUGAUCUCGCUCAGGAAGAGAGCACAGAGUGAGAAACCAUUGGCAGGUGCCAAAAUUGUGGGCUGCACUCACAUCACUGCCCAGACUGCAGUGCUGAUCGAGACUCUGGUGGCUCUCGGGGCUCAGUGCCGCUGGACUGCAUGUAACAUAUACUCUACACAGAACGAGGUGGCUGCUGCUCUGUCAGAGACCGGUGUGGCUGUGUUCGCCUGGAAAGGGGAAUCAGAGGAUGAUUUCUGGUGGUGUAUCGACCGCUGUGUCAACACAGAGGGUUGGCAGCCUAACAUGAUCCUUGAUGACGGCGGAGACUUGACACACUGGAUGUACAAGAAAUACCCCAAUGUAUUCAAGAAGAUCAGAGGCAUUGUAGAGGAGAGUGUCACUGGGGUUCACAGGUUGUAUCAGCUGUCUAAGGCUGGAAAACUGUGUGUGCCUGCCAUGAACGUCAAUGACUCUGUGACAAAGCAGAAGUUUGACAAUCUGUACUGCUGCAGAGAGUCAAUCCUGGACGGCUUGAAGAGAACCACAGAUGUCAUGUUCGGAGGCAAACAGGUGGUCGUAUGUGGGUACGGUGAGGUCGGAAAAGGUUGCUGUGCUGCUCUGAAAGCUCUGGGAAGCAUUGUUUAUGUCACAGAGAUUGAUCCCAUCUGUGGGCUGCAGGCCUGUAUGGACGGAUUCAGGGUGGUCAAGUUGAAUGAGAUCAUUCGCCAGGUCGAUGUCAUAAUCACGUGCACUGGGAAUAAGAAUGUGGUGACCAGAGACCAGCUGGACCGGAUGAAAAAUGGCUCUAUUGUCUGCAACAUGGGCCACUCCAACACUGAGAUCGAUGUGGCAAGUCUUCGGACCCCUGAGCUAACCUGGGAGAGAGUGCGUUCUCAGGUGGAUCACGUGAUUUGGCCUGAUGGGAAGAGGGUUAUCCUUCUAGCUGAGGGACGUCUCCUUAACCUCAGCUGCUCCACUGUCCCUACCUUCGUCUUGUCCAUCACAGCCACCACUCAGGCCCUGGCGCUCAUAGAGUUGUACAAUGCUCCCGAGGGACGUUACAAGCAAGAUGUUUACUUGCUUCCCAAGAAGAUGGAUGAAUAUGUGGCCAGUCUGCAUCUGGCCACGUUUGAUGCCCACCUCACAGAGCUUACUGAUGAGCAGGCAAAAUACCUGGGCCUGAACAAGAACGGGCCUUUCAAACCAAACUACUACAGGUAUUAGUCUGCAGGGGAACCACACCUCAGCACAAGAAAACGUUGAUGGUACCCAACAUCAUCCAUCCCUAAGACGAAAGAAAGAUUUAUGUAUAUUGUAUUUUAUACUCUUAACAGGAUGCACAGCUUAUAUUUACUUGUAUUAUACUGGCCACAGCAAGUUUCUCUCCUCUUGCUGCUUCUUGCAGAAAUGCAAAUGUCACUCAGUUGGCUCCAUAUCUGCUGGUUAGUGAGAUUUUUCUGGUUCCAUCUGUUUCCAUACCCACUGGCUCCCUGCUCAUUUUAGAGUGCUGGUAGAUAUUGAAUCAUAUAUCAAUACAAUUGUGCCAAAUGACUGUGACUGAGAAGGGUUGCAGUUGUUGCGAAAUGUAAAUGGCUAGUUGCGAAAACCUGCACUAAGUAAGUAGUCUGAGAUGAGCAUUGUUCAUCCAUGUGAGGCUGAAGGGUCACUUCAAAUUCCAACCCACAAAACUACUACGAAGCUACUUUUAGCUCCUUGUUUUGGUUCUCUCAUCGACCUCCUGUAUAAGAGCCAUUGUCAGAGAAAAAGAAAGUCGCCCUCCAACUUUUUCCUCAGGACUAGGUGGACAAAAAUAUCGGACUAUCAGGUGACCAGAAACGUGACUACAAUCAGACGUCACUUUGUGUCUGCUGGAUGUUUUAUAGUAGGCAAAUGUUUGCUUACAAAUGAGCCAUAACAACUUGAUAAUCUGGUUGUAAAUCAGGGCUGUGUUUCUGUGCGUUUGUUUCUGCUCUCCACCGGUCAGAAAUCGUCGCUUGAUGCAGCUUUAAAGUUUUCUUUCUGCUUUGACGCGAAAGCACUCACUCACUUCAUACAUUCCAUCCACACGAUGCAGAGGAAAUGUUCUCCAUACGUAUCAUCCACUUUUUUACUGCUAGCCUUCAGCAGAUCUCGGCAAUGGAGGAACUUUUUGACUAUAGCAAACAUGAGAAGGGAGCUUUGUGUUUAUUUUCUUGGAAGGACGUGUCCUUUUUAUGAGGUUUUGGUGUCUGGUAAGAAUGGUAUCUGCACCUCAGGGCAUUCAAAUAUCUCAGUUGUGAAUAUAUUUUUUACCAGAUCAGCUCUGUCUUUCACCGUAGAAUCCGUAGUCUCAGUGUCAUUCUCAUGAAAUUAUCUACAGUAGAACUGUAAAAUAGCUUUAGAGAUUUUGAUACUUUGUGAUCAAAAUCAUCUGCAAGUCAUCUGCAGCCGUGUAUAUUCUAAACAGUGUUGCAUACAAUGUGUUCGUGCUGUAUAUGAAACAGCCUCUGAUCUCAUAACACUUAUUGCUGAACAUUGAGUGAAAUUUAUUGUUAGAUUUGUCACAGGACUCUUGACUCCUGUGUGAACUAGAUGAUGUCUGUUUUUCUAUUGACGAUUUUAACAACAGAAACUUAAACUUAAUAUCCAAAUGCUCUGGGCCUGAACACGAAUACGCUUUUUUUUUUUUGUCAGCACAUUAGACGGAUGUGUUAGCUUCACCUUAUCCUGUGGUAUUACACCAUUAUUAUAGCUAUUGUAAAAACACAGGUUUUAAUUGUUUAGAAGGCUUAAGCACUGUUUUGUGGGGCUUGUUAAACGCACAGACUUAUGACACCUUAACUCCUCUAUAUUCACUUUUUAAAUUUGUGGCAGCGUUGGGUUGUGUUCUUCUCCUUUUAGUUUAAAUUAUGUAUAUAUAGUGCAGGGAGUAGUUGUGUCUUGCUGAAUUUAAAUCUCUUCAACAUGUCAUCAUGCUGUAUUUCACCCUGGCGAUCUAUAAGCUGAUUUUACUCCAAACAGUUGACAGUAUUACUGUCCCUGCCGACAGUUCUUCAUCUUGUUAGGUGCCGCACGUGUAUUUACUGUGGCAUCAUUCCUCACAAACCUUCAAUUUAAUCUGCAGAAUAAUCAGCUGUUUCUUUCAGUUUGUCACUUAAAGGUCCAGUGUGUAGGAUUUAGUGGCAUCUAGCGUUGAAGAUGCCGACUGCAGUCAACUGAAUACUACUCGCCUCUCACGCUCUUUUCUAAGUGUGUAGGGGAAACGACGGGUGGCCACAAAACUCACGAAAGGCCCUUUCUAGUAAUAAUAAUAAUAAUAAUAAUAAUAACAAUAAUAAUAAUAAUAAUACAUUUUAUUUCAUAGGCGCCUUUCUGUCACCCAAGGACACCUUACAAUAAAUAAAAGUAGACAGCAGAUAACAAAAACAAACAAAAAGAACCAUAAAAGUAUAUUACAAAUUACAUGAAUACACCAUUAAAAACUCUAGAGCUAGUGUUUGUUGUGUCCAUUCUGGUACUCUUUCUAAAGUAACAAAAACACAAUUAAUCUUAUUUUCAGGUGAUUAUACACUAAUGAAAACAUAAUUAUUGAUAUUACAUUCAUAUCUGCCAAUGUAUCCCCUUACAUCUUACACACUGGACCUUUUAAUCCUGCUGUUUAAUUGUAUAGUAUCCGACGUUAUGCUACGAUGAAGUGCUUUCAUCUUCGCACUAGCAGCUCUACGGACAUCAGAGCCAAGGACAUUCAGCGAGGACAUCGUUGUCGGCGAAGAUGAGCACUGUAACCAUGGUUACUGGUCAGUUGACAGUGCCUUGUGACUCACAGUAUUCAUAUUCACACGUUUCUCAGUAUUGUAACGCCCAACAUGGUUGCUAUUCUGCAAAAUGAGCUAUGCAGCGAAAUGUUCUCUCUUCUGUCAAAAGUAUUUGACCUCUGCUGUGGUGGAGAGUUGUUAAAUCAGUUUUUCACAUCAUUAAUAUUAUGCAUUACUGUAAGAUGACUAAGAAUUUUAGACACAGGCAACAUUUUACAUCCUGUACUUGCCGUAUGAACUUUUUACAUUGGUUUUAGUGUAUGUACAGUGUUUCAUCCCAGUUUUAAUUCUUGUACCAAUCAAAUGUCUAAAUUAUGUACUGUGGUCUUUUCAUAAUAGCACUUGAAAAUGCCUUUUAUAACAAAUUUCUGUUGUUUCAACUAAUAAUAAGUAAUUUUACCCUCGUUAUAACUCUAUUAUAGAGACAAAUGAAUGUUGUAUUACCGGAGCAGACAGCUUGACUCUUGUCAAAUUGCAAUAAAAGAAGCAUACCACUGUGAUUUGACAGUUGUACACUCUUGCUGGUUUAAAGUUUUUGAUGUGAAGACAAAAUUCUUUAAGUUCUAUUUUAGUUAUAAAGUAGGCCUCUAUUUUCAGCACUGUAUCUGUAGUUUAGUUUGAAGAUUUCAGCAGUACACACCUUAUUAAAUUUCUGCACUGUUCCCUUUAAUAAAACUGCUGUUUGAAUUUG